Molecule: messenger RNA, 1803 nt
Organism: Brienomyrus brachyistius
Lineage: Eukaryota; Metazoa; Chordata; Actinopteri; Osteoglossiformes; Mormyridae
Exons: 2
Coding region: 93-944 (283 amino acids)
Source: RefSeq, a predicted model, not a curated record
CAUAUCUUCAUCCUUUAGACCAAUGAAAACUUUCGCUGGUUUCCAUAGAAACAAAAUCAGUGCAGGUUGAACAUAAACUUUCUGACAGAGCGAUGGCACAGAGAAUGAAAAUUCCGAAAGCUGUUUCCUGGAUCAACGACCAGCACUGGGGAGCCUGGGACCUGUGGGACGAGGUGAUCGACUGGGGAGAGAGGAAAGGUUUGGAGGAGUGCUCACCAGCGACACCCCCCACUGUCCAGGCUGGGGAGGUUAUGGCGGGACUGGGAGGUGUGACUGACUGGUGUAAGGGAGGGGAGGGUGUGAGAGUGAUAGGCAAUGCUGGCAUUUUCUCUGAGACUCUUCAGGAAAAUUACGGCCUGACAUCUGAAGAGUGGGAAAUUUAUAAGACGUAUUACCUUCACAAAAAGAAGAAGGUGAGGAAGAAUAGGACCAGUCAGGGGGUAGGUGAGGUAAAGGGUGAGGUUAGUGGGGAAAGGGUGGAGGUGGCAGAAAGGGAAAGACAUGUGGGUAAGAUCUCCGGUGUACAGGUGGAGGGUGCAGACCAGAAUGUAGGCAUUAAUAAAAUGCAAAAUGGAAGCAAUGGGAAGCAAGGUGAGGUGGGGGUAAAUGUGAAGGUGGUUAAGGUGGAGGGGGGGAAUAUUACCCUAAAGGCAGAGGAUACGAAAGGAAAUGUGAAGGUGGAGGCUUUGCAAGUCCGAGUGUGUGAGUUUGGGCUUGCAGAAGUAAUUUCUGGGGAUGUAAAUUUUGAGAUUGUGGGGGUAGAAGUAGGGGAGGUAAUUAUUGAGGGUGUGGACAUGGUGAGAGAUGUAACCAUAUUGGAAAUAAUAGUAAGUGAUGUACUAGUUGAUAUUAUAAAUAGAGAAAGAGGUAAUGAGGAAACUGGCGGUGUAGAGAUAGAUGUGGGUCAGGUAGAGAUAGAAGAUGUAGAAGUGGUGGAAAAUUAAUAUUAAAGUUGAGCUUGUAGAGCUCUUGACACAGAAAAGAGCCAAAAUACAAGGAAGAUGAAGUUGUGGUUCUUCCGCUGCUGUUUGGGGAACAUUAGAUGUUUGAAACAGUAUCAAAGAUAAUGAAUUAAGUGUGAUCAAUUUUGAGAUGUAUAGUGGAAUGUUUAUUAAUAAUUCUUAAUGUGGUGCUGGGGGGGGGGGGGCACUCCUGCAUGCCCUUAUUGCUCCCCUGGGCCGGACACCACAUUUCAUACAACACUAGGGCUUUGAGGGGCAGUGGGGAGGUUUUACUUGUACAUUAGACACCACAUGACACUAGGGCUGAGGAGGUGGGUUUAGGCAGGUGGGGCUCUGCCGUCUGCCAGCGGUGGGGUGCCCGUGCCUCGACUGUUCACCUGCUUUUUGCACUUUAGUUAUAUACACAGUCCAUGCUACAUUAGGGCCUUGGGGUGCAGGGAGGGGGAUGGGGGACUCUGCCAUCUGCCAGUGGUGGGGCCCUCAUACUCGAACUGCACCCACUAAUCUUAAUGCAUUGUAGACAUAAACACACAACUCUCUCACACAUGUACAUGCACACGUCACAUUAACAUGGGACGGGGAAGCAGUGGGGGCUGAGGGCCCCCCCUAACUCUCUGUCUCUGGCCCUGCGAGGGUGGGGUGGCCCGGCAGGUAGAAGACGGCCCUGGCCGGUGUGGGCCGUCUCCUCUUGUGGGCUGCGGGCUGGGUGGUCCUUGGCUCUGCUGUGCCGUGGUGGAGCCCUGGCAGGUGGUCCGGGGUAUCUAGGGAUGCUCUGAGCCCUUCUAGGCGAAUUGGAGGGUUCGGUUUGGGCUGGGCGGGGGGUCUGCCGCUCCCCAGUUGA